Molecule: messenger RNA, 3441 nt
Organism: Triticum aestivum (bread wheat)
Lineage: Eukaryota; Viridiplantae; Streptophyta; Magnoliopsida; Poales; Poaceae
Product: aldehyde dehydrogenase family 3 member H1
Exons: 10
Coding region: 107-1549 (480 amino acids)
Biological process (GO): aldehyde metabolic process
Cellular component (GO): cytoplasm
Molecular function (GO): aldehyde dehydrogenase (NAD+) activity
Source: RefSeq, a predicted model, not a curated record
UCCACAAGACAAACCACCUCCAGCCUCCUCCUUCCCUCCAUAUCACCGACCUAACUGGCUUGCUUGCAGGUAAUUCACCAGGAGCUAGCUAGAUUACAUAUAUAACAUGGUGGAGUCCCGGGCGGCGGCUGUGCAGGAGCUCCGGGAGAGGUUCGCGGCGGGGCAGACGAGGCCGGCGGAGUGGCGGGCGGCGCAGCUGCGAGGGGUUCUGCGGAUGGCCACGGAGAUGGAGGCGGAGAUAUGCGACGCCCUCCACGCCGACCUCGGCAAGCCCAAGACCGAAGCACACGUCCACGAGCUAUCUCUGAUCAAGUCGUCGUGCUUGUUUGCCUUGAAGAAUCUCAAGAAAUGGAUGAAACCCCAGAAGGUUCCUGCAAAGCUCAUGAGUUUCCCCUCGACGGCGAGGAUUACGCCAGAGCCCCUCGGCCUCGUGCUCGUCAUCUCCGCCUGGAACUACCCUCUCUUGCUGUCCCUGGACCCGGUCAUCGGUGCGAUCGCCGCCGGCAACGCCGUUGCGCUGAAGCCGUCUGAGGGGGCACCAGCCAUGUCGUCGCUGCUGGCUGAGCUGCUGCCGCGGUUCGUCGAUGGCACCUGCAUCAAGGUCAUCGAGGGCGGCGUCAAGGAGACCACCGCGCUCCUAAACCACAAGUGGGACAAAAUCUUCUACACAGGCAACAGUAGAGUCGGACGCGUCGUGAUGGCCGCAGCGGCGAAGCAUCUGACGCCGGUCGUCUUGGAGCUCGGCGGCAAAUGCCCGGUGGUUGUCGAUUCAAACGUCGAUCUCCACAUUGCUGCCAAGAGGAUCGCUGCUGGCAAGUGGGGUUGCAACAAUGGCCAGGCCUGCAUUGCUCCUGAUUUCAUCAUAACCACACAGGCUUUUGCCCCAAAGCUGCUCGAGUCUUUAAAGAAAGUUUUGGAGAAGUUCUACGGGAAGGAUCCACUGCUAUCAGCGGACUUGUCCCGCGUCGUGAAUGCCAGCCAUUUUGGCAGGCUCAAGGGCUUGAUGGACGAAGAGAUGGUCUCCGACAAGAUCGUGUUCGGCGGUCACAGGGAUGAACAGCAGCUGAAGAUCGCCCCUACAAUAUUCCUAGAUGUCCCUCUCGAUUCCGCCAUCAUGAAGGAGGAAAUAUUCGGGCCCUUGCUUCCGAUCAUCACGGUUGACAAGAUCCAUGAAAGCUUUGGUCUCAUCAACUCAAUGGCUAAGCCACUUGCAGCUUACCUCUUCACCAGGGACAGUGAGCUCCAGAACCAGUUCGAGGGGGCCAUUUCUGCAGGAGGAAUGCUCUUCAAUGACACCAGCAUACAUCUCACAAACCCAUACCUGCCAUUUGGAGGAGUUGGGGAGAGCGGCACAGGCUCCUACCAUGGGAAGUUCAGCUUUGAUGCUUUCAGCCACAGGAAGGCAGUCAUGAACCGAGGCUUCGCCGGGGAGGCCAGGGCUAGGUACCCGCCCUACUCGGCACCAAGGCUCAAGAUCCUCAAAGGAGUGCUUGAAGGCAAGCUGGGAGACAUGAUUCAGGCUAUCCUGGGGUUCCCAAGAGGGAAAUGAGCUCACCUCUUCAGGAUGGUUGGUAUGUUGUAUGAUCAAACAUCAAACAAAAAGAUAAAUAAAAUAUCCCAUAGUGUGCUUGCUAGGUACCGUUCUGUUCCAGACAUAUCGCAAAGGGGCAACAGCCUGAUAGUAUUGUUUUAUAUUUGAUCACCUUGAAGUGUCAUACAACAUGUAAGUAUCAUAAAUGUUCGGUCGGGGAACUGUCCAAUGCUGCUUUUAUUUCUGGUAAUGGAGCACACAACUCAAAAUACUGCUUCGGUGGAUCCGAAUUUGUUACACCUCGAAAAUAGUUGCAAGAAACAGAGCCUUGUCAUCUUCACUCACCAAAAUGCAGUUCAUCAGCAGCAAGUAUUGGCUAGUCUAGUGAUACACCCUGCAACAUUUCAAUGAGUCAGCACGACCUUACAAUAUGGUUAAUUAUGUCCUGGUUCUAUAAAUGGUUCUCUUAAUCACAUCUACCUUAGGAGGGUCAAACUUAGACCCCAGAUUGCUCAAUUUAGCAUGAGCUUCAGCGUAGUCUUCAAAAAAUGUAUCCUGAUCCUCAGCAUACUUUUCAGCAUAAAUCUGCAACCAUGAUAGCACACAAAAUUAUGUUCAAAGAAUCAGCUACAGAUGUUUUGCAAUGGGAGAAUCGUCACUAACCUUGAAUGAUGAAUCCUCAAAGAGCACAGCAUCAGUAGGCAGAACUAGGAGGUCCUCGUCUCGUCGUUCUUUGACAUCCUAAAUUUUAUGUGUUAUAUAACUGUAAGAUAAUAAUGAUUGCAGCUAUUACUCUAUAGCAUAUUACAAAUUAGGAAUCUCACCUUGAAAUAGCUGUUAUCAAACUUGAGCCACUGUGAUGUCCAAGAUUGCCCCCCAGGUGCACCAGGUCCAUUUUUCUGGCAAGUCAAGCAUAACAACCAAUCAGGCUAACAAUAUGAUAUAAGGUUCACAACAUUCUUCAUUCAGAACAUAAUGAUGCUGUACAUGCUGGCACCAAGAAGAACAGCUUUGUAGGAACAUAUAAGCUCUGUGAUAGAAAAGUUAAUGACGGUGAUAAGAAUAUAGCUCAUUUUUUGUAGUUCAUUCAAAAAAUCACAAUUGAAUUGAUAUGGCUAAAUGACACUUUCAGUGUAGAAGAAUAACUUUCGGUCUUGUUAGCACCCAGCAAAGUAGCGAUCUGACAUUGUCAUUUUGUAGGAUGCGCAUAAGCAAGGAACUAAUACGAGUGUUGGCGAUGUUUUAUUGAAUAAUCUAUUAAAUAUUUCAUAUAAAAUUUUACUGUUUUGCGGUUUCUAAGUUGCCUGGGCUGUUACUAUAUAUCUAAAUCUAUUUCGUAAUGGACGGAAAUAGUUACCCUACAUGAUUGGAUUUAUAGUUAUUACUUCUAUUACUGUGUAGCAGCGCAUGGGUCAUUCAGCUAGUACCAUGAAUAUGUUUCAAUAGAUAAGGCAUCUUUAAAUUGGAAACAAUGAGCUCUGGCUGUAAUUUACGCACAGUGUAUUUUGUUUCAGGUUUACCCCAGCCGCUGCGCUCUGGUCUUGAUCGUCCAAGUGUGUGUGCUCCUGACAAUGCAACAAUUUCCUACAGAUCACAAAAAAGAUAAGACAAGCAACUCCAGAAGUAUACUGUAUUGAAGAGUUAAAAGUAACACAGCAGUAUCCGAGUACCUUGUCAUUCAGGCCCAUUCUGUAGAAUACUUCUCGCAAAUGUUCAGCAGGUGAAGACGGACCAGCAGCUGAAAGGGUGGCAAAAAAUAUAUGAUACCAUUAGCAUGGAUCAAAAAGAUACAAGUUUAGUUCAUAUUUUGGUUUCUAAAUGUCAACCUAAAUUACAUCACAGAGGAAACAUGAAUUAGCACUGGUAGAACUGAAAAACCAAACAUGAGAAAAUGUUGCGUUACUUGAGAA